AGACUGAGGUUCAUAAAAAAAUAAGGUGAAUUAGUGCGUGUUGAGGAGGAAGUUGAGGGUGUGUAAUGGGUUAACUGCGGAAGGCCUCGCCUCACCUUUUAGUGCGCGUCACCCGGCUCUGUAAAGUGGUCCCACCAUCCCAGCAUCCAAACCAAAGGGGGAAAUCACUGCCUCUCGCCGCCGUCAGACGCGCAUCCUCGCCCCGCUCGGUCUCGCAUCAUCCUGUCGGUCUCCGCCCCGCCACUUCAUCAUCUCACACAUCCAGAAGACAGCGGGAACUGAAAGGAAUAAGAGUGAUAUACCGGAACCAUGAAGGACCGCAUACAAGAACUUAAACAUGGGAAGGAGACGACAGAGGAGGAGGAUGAAGUCGCUGUGGGGAUGGAGAAAGGCUUUAUGGAUGAAUUCUUUGAACAGGUGGAGGAGAUCCGGGGUUUUAUCGAGUCUCUGGGAGAGAAAGUCGAGGAGGUGAAGAGGAAGCACAGCGCCAUCCUCGCCUCACCUAACCCCGAUGAGAAAACUAAAGUUGAGCUGGAGGAUCUUAUGGCAGACAUCAAGAAGUUGGCUAACAAAGUACGCUCCAAAUUAAAGAGUAUCCAGCAAACCAUUGAGCAAGAAGAAGGCCAGAACAGGUCAUCAGCUGACCUGAGGAUACGCAAGACACAGCACUCCACACUGUCCCGUAAGUUUGUCGAGGUGAUGUCAGAAUACAACACCACCCAGUCGGACUACAGGGAGCGCUGCAAGGGACGCAUUCAGAGACAGCUGGAGAUCACCGGGAGAAACACAACAAAUGAGGAGCUGGAGAGCAUGUUGGAGAGUGACAACCCGGCUAUCUUCACCUCGGGGAUCAUUAUGGACAACAUCACUGAGCAAGCUAUGAAUGAGAUUGAGACGCGGCACACUGAGAUUAUCAAGAUGGAAAACAGCAUCAGAGAGCUUCACGACAUGUUCAUGGACAUGGCCAUGCUGGUGGAGAGCCAGGGUGAACUGGUGAACAAUAUUGAGCGGAGGGUGCUGGAGGCUCAGGAAUAUGUGGAGCAGGGAAAGGAGAAAAUCCCAAAAUGCAAAAAUUUCAAAAAGACCGGCCGAAAGGGGGAAAUGAUAGACCGCAUAGAGUACAAUGUGGAGCACUCAGUAGACUACGUGGAGAGGGCAGUAUCAGACACUAAGAAGGCGGUUAAAUACCAGAGUAAAGCACGGAGGAAGAAAAUUAUGAUUAUUAUAUGCUGUGUGGUUCUGGGAAUUGUCAUUGCUUCCAUCGUUGGGGGAACGCUGGCCUAAACCUUAACCACAGUCACACUAAAAGACACAGCCGCACACACAACAGAGCAAAAACCCAACAGAUUGUUCAGUUUCCUGUUUUCAUGAAUGCAAUCUACAUACUGUACGACACAUUUUACACCCAGUGUACAGGGCCAGAGGUGUUUUCGCAUGAGUUGCUAUUUUGUAAAUGUGUGGUGCUGCAUACUGUUUAUCUGAGUAUUGAGUGUUGUUAACGAUAUGAUGUUUCAAAAAGUGAAUUCUUGAAUGACAAAGUUACUAAAUGAUAUGUAACACUAAUACAUUCCAACUUCCAAAUAUGACACUUAUUCAUUUGUAAUGUCUAUUUUGUGUUGUACAGGCAAAUCUGUAUCUGCAGUGUUUUCAAAGCCACGUUAUCUAUAGACCUGUUUAUUUACUUUAUUUUUUCUAGUCUUUUUACUUUCUCUCUCUGAUAUCCUCUACCUCCCUUCAAAAGCCCUGAAUGGUUUAGUUCACUAUAAAGUGGUGUUUUGAUUUCUAUUACAAAAGGGAAAGAAGACAUGUUGGAUAUUUUACUCGUAGAAUCAUCACACUGCCAGACUUUUCUAAUGUCAGUUUACGAAAGCAGUGCUACUACUUCAUCUGGCUUUACCAGUUGUGCAGCAUUUGUAACCGUUGCUCCAGUGUUGAGUGUGAGUGUGUGCAUGCAUACAUGUGAAGGAGGAUAUGUGCUUGUUCAUUUGUCACGUGCUGAGUGCCAGUCAUGGGAUGAGUGCUUGUUAUUAGCCACCUGUGUCUUUGUUUUGUAUAAAGUGUAUAAGUGUAAACUGAUAUAAAGCUCUCUAACACUGCCAGUAUGUUCAAAGCUGAGUCUAGUCUGGUUGGAUUGAUAAUUUUGGUCUGUAAGUAACAAACCCUUGUUGUUUUAUGUCUUUUUAUAAAUCCCAAGCUUUCAACAGAGUAUAUCCUUCUGUCAAGCUUCUGUUUAUUUUUAUGAGUGAAAGUCAGUGAAAGCAUUAGCAUGAAGUCAAAGUAGCCCUGUAAAAGACUCUCAUAUCAGUUUUCUGGCAACAACAUCAGACAUGCACAUACUGCAACCAUGUUACCAUGUUGCCUACUCAACUUGUUGCCUUUAUGUUGUAUUGUGAUGACAUGGUUUUGUUUGUUUAAUUUGAGUUUGUUUUUGUUUUGUUUUUCCAAGUAAAGUUUGUUUGAAAAAUCA
Molecule: messenger RNA, 2467 nt
Organism: Siniperca chuatsi (mandarin fish)
Lineage: Eukaryota; Metazoa; Chordata; Actinopteri; Centrarchiformes; Sinipercidae
Gene: stx1a
Product: syntaxin 1A (brain)
Exons: 11
Coding region: 310-1284 (324 amino acids)
Biological process (GO): synaptic vesicle fusion to presynaptic active zone membrane; exocytosis; intracellular protein transport
Cellular component (GO): presynaptic active zone membrane; synaptic vesicle; plasma membrane
Molecular function (GO): SNAP receptor activity; SNARE binding
Source: RefSeq, a predicted model, not a curated record